Molecule: messenger RNA, 1653 nt
Organism: Guyanagaster necrorhizus
Lineage: Eukaryota; Fungi; Basidiomycota; Agaricomycetes; Agaricales; Physalacriaceae
Product: Metallo-dependent hydrolase
Exons: 5
Coding region: 1-1653 (550 amino acids)
Molecular function (GO): hydrolase activity, acting on carbon-nitrogen (but not peptide) bonds, in cyclic amidines
Source: RefSeq, a predicted model, not a curated record
AUGGAACCGUUUGGCCUCCAAUGGAUUCAAAAAUGGUGGAGAGAGCCUCUUGAAAGUGCAGACAGCUCCUUAGCAGAGGCAACGGUUGAUCGAGCAGACGUUCCCCAGAGCACCCUUAUCAUCAAGAAUGUACGACUUGCACACACAGACAAUGCGAUGGCGGAGCAGCUGUGGACAGUAGAGUGCAGAGGAAAGAAAGUGAAGCAGGUGUCGUUAUCGGACGGAAGCAAUGAUGUGCCUCUGCCGGAAUUUGAUGCGAAAGGGAGCUUGCUGUUACCUUCCCUGUGUCAUUCUCACAUCCAUCUCGACAAGUGCUUCAUACUGGACCGUUGUAAAUUCCUAUCAUUACCAAGGGAUUUCACGGAGGCCAUGAAGGUAACAGCUCGCGCCAAGCAAGAUUUUCGUUACGAUCCAGACGACCUUCUACGGCGCGGAAGACGACUUGUACGCGAAAGCAUCGAAUGCGGCGUUACUUCAAUGCGAGCUCAUGUUGAGGUCGACUCCAUCGUUGGGCUAUCCUCUCUCGCAGCAGCGGUCAGAUUGAGGAAUGAAUUCAAAACAGCGUGUAAUGUACAGAUCGCUGUGUUUGCGCAAGAACCGUUGUUUGACUUUGUCGCGGAUACAACGCCCGGUUCCAAUUAUCGCUUUCUGAAACAGGCUCUCGAAGAUCCUGAGGUAGAAGCCAUUGGUUCGGCCCCUUACGUCGAGGCAAAUAUUGACCAAGCGAAGAAAAAUAUCACUCUGAUCUUGGAGCUAGCAGCUCAAAUGGGUCUUCAUGCCGACUUUCAUCUAGACUAUAAUGUCGAUCCAAAUACUGAGCCGCUCAUUUGGGAGGUUAUCCGGGAGGCAAAGAGAAUUGGCGGUUGGCUUCCUAUUGACAAUGAAUCAUACCGUGGCAUUACCAUCGGGCAUGCAACCCGUCUACAACUGUUCACUCCGGACCAAUGGCAAGAACUCCAGCAGGCUAUUGGAAAGCUCCCCAUUACGCUCGUCGGUCUACCCAACUCUGACCUGUACAUGCAAGGCCGCAGGGAUAUGGAUAAACCUCUCGGUCCACCCAGAAGCACGCUCCGCGUUCCUUACAUUGCGCGUAAAUAUGACUUGCAGAUCGCCAUGAGCGUCAACAACAUCGAAAACGCAUUUACACCUCAAGGAUCGGUGGAUCCGCUUGCCUUGUGUACCCUCGGCGUUGCGCUCUUCCAGUCUGCCACUCCUGGAGAUAUCAGGACCUUAAUACGUUCUGUAACAUUGACCUCGAAGCGCGCACUGGGGAUUGCUCCAAGCGAUCUACCUCAAGGCCUGUUCCCUCAAAAGGGCGAUCCUGCAGACUUUGUGAUCAUCCACGAAACUCAAACCUUAUAUCAAGCCGUUCUCAAUCCUAGCCAUGAUCGAACGACAAUUCGCGGCGGUGCGGUGGUAGCCCGAAGACUAACCAAGAGAUGGAUUACGUGCAGCCAGUCCCUAGUUGCUGUUCUUCCUUGGUACAGACGCGUCAAGUUGUCAUAUAUGCUGUUCCCGCCUUUGUUCUUGUAUAAAUUCCUCAUCAGUGGAGGUGUGCCAGUCUUUAUGCAUUUCGAGACGUCCCUUGAGAUUGUAUUCAAAGCUAUUGAUUCGACAGCCCUGCCCCAGCCUUACGAAAGCGAUGCAAGCUAG